CCUAUCGACACAGUAGUGCAAUACGGCUCACAAGCUAUAUCCGUCACUGCGAGAGGGGCGAGAUCAGCGUUAAAAUCUGUCAGACGAGACAGUAAUUCACUCCCCUGCGCUACCCUUGUCCUGUUGCCCUUCUCUGCAUUACCCUCUUCAGCACGGCUAUAAUUCCGGAUUUCUUCGUUCCCGGACAGGGAGAAGUGAGAAGAGCCCAGAGGGAGGAACUACAUCCAAGCCGGUUCACCAACGGAAGUCUUCAGAUUAUAUUCUGAUCUGAGCCUACAAAAAACUCCAAGCACCAUAGCCAACUAACCAACAAACAGAAAACACCAUGAAGAUUUUAGAUGCCCUCCUCUUCCCUGUGAUCUUCAUCAUGUUUUUUAUCCAUCUUUCCAUUGCCCAGACUGACCCUGAGCUCACAAUAAUGACCAGGUUAGGUCAAGUCCAGGGUACUCGCUUACCCGUCCCAGACCGAAGUCAUGUGAUUGCUUUCCUGGGUAUUCCAUUUGCAGAACCUCCCCUGGGAAAAAUGCGUUUUAAGCCACCUGAGCCCAAAAAGCCAUGGAAUGACGUGUUUGAUGCCAGGGAUUACCCUAGUGCUUGCUACCAAUAUGUAGACACUUCAUACCCUGGCUUUUCUGGCACUGAAAUGUGGAACCCAAAUAGGAUGAUGAGUGAGGAUUGCCUGUAUUUAAAUGUCUGGGUUCCUGCUACCCCUCGGCCGCACAACCUCACUGUGAUGGUCUGGAUUUAUGGCGGUGGCUUUUACAGUGGCUCCUCCUCACUGGAUGUGUAUGAUGGCCGCUACCUUGCUCAUUCAGAGAAGGUGGUGGUAGUAUCUAUGAACUAUCGUGUGAGUGCUUUUGGGUUCCUUGCCCUUAAUGGCUCUGCUGAAGCUCCUGGAAAUGUGGGUUUGCUGGACCAGAGAUUGGCACUCCAGUGGGUGCAGGAUAACAUUCAUUUCUUUGGAGGCAACCCCAAGCAGGUGACUAUUUUUGGGGAGAGUGCAGGUGCAGCCUCUGUGGGCAUGCACCUACUGUCACCAGAUAGUCGCCCAAAAUUCACCCGUGCCAUCUUGCAGAGUGGCGUGCCAAAUGGCCCUUGGGCUACAGUCAGCUUUGAUGAGGCCCGUAGGAGGGCCAUUAAGCUGGGCCGACUGGUGGGCUGCCCUGACGGUAAUGACACUGAUCUGAUUGACUGCCUGAGGAGCAAGCAACCACAGGAUCUUAUCGACCAAGAGUGGCUGGUGCUCCCAUUCAGCGGCCUGUUUCGCUUUUCCUUUGUCCCUGUCAUUGAUGGUGUAGUGUUCCCUGACACUCCUGAAGCCAUGCUUAAUUCAGGCAACUUCAAGGAUACUCAGAUCCUUCUGGGUGUAAACCAGAAUGAAGGGUCAUAUUUCUUGAUUUAUGGUGCACCAGGUUUUAGCAAGGACAAUGAAAGCCUGAUCACAAGGGAGGACUUCUUGCAAGGUGUAAAGAUGAGUGUUCCCCAUGCCAAUGAGAUUGGAUUGGAAGCAGUAAUCCUUCAGUACACAGACUGGAUGGAUGAGGAUAACCCCAUUAAGAACCGAGAAGCAAUGGAUGACAUUGUGGGAGACCACAAUGUUGUCUGCCCUCUGCAACAUUUUGCAAAAAUGUAUGCGCAGUACAGCAUUCUACAAGGCCAGACAGGAACAGCAAGUCAAGGGAAUCUAGGCUGGGGCAACUCAGGAUCAGCAAGCAACAGUGGCAAUUCACAAGUUUCUGUAUACCUCUACAUGUUUGACCAUCGAGCCUCUAAUCUGGUCUGGCCUGAGUGGAUGGGCGUGAUUCAUGGCUAUGAGAUUGAGUUUGUGUUUGGCCUGCCUUUGGAAAAAAGGCUCAAUUACACACUAGAGGAGGAGAAGCUCAGCCGACGCAUGAUGAAAUACUGGGCUAACUUCGCUCGCACAGGAAACCCCAAUAUUAAUGUUGAUGGCUCCAUAGAUAGCCGACGGCGGUGGCCAGUCUUCACUUCUACAGAGCAGAAGCAUGUGGGACUGAACACAGACUCUUUGAAGGUGUACAAGGGCCUGAAGUCACAGUUCUGUGCCCUUUGGAACAGAUUUCUGCCUCGCCUACUCAACGUUACUGAGAACAUUGACGAUGCAGAGCGGCAGUGGAAGGGCAGAGUUCCACGAUGGAGUUCCUACAUGAUGCACUGGAAGACGUUUGACCACUACAGCAAGCAGGAGCGGUGCACAAACCUCUAG
Molecule: messenger RNA, 2224 nt
Organism: Electrophorus electricus (electric eel)
Lineage: Eukaryota; Metazoa; Chordata; Actinopteri; Gymnotiformes; Gymnotidae
Gene: ache
Product: acetylcholinesterase (Yt blood group)
Biological process (GO): choline metabolic process; acetylcholine catabolic process
Cellular component (GO): plasma membrane
Molecular function (GO): acetylcholinesterase activity
Source: RefSeq, a predicted model, not a curated record